AAUGAAAUAUAUAGCUAUCCUUCUCUUAGUAUUGGUAUUAACGAAUGGAGCAAAUAUUAGAAAACAUAAACAAAAUAAAGGAACUAAGCAUACUUAAGAUUUAGUACAAAUUGAGUAAUAAAUUGUUAAAAUUGCAUUAUAGAUCUGAAAAUGUUGGAAAUUCUUAUGAUUUAAGUAAUAAUGUUGGAGUUAUAUCCUCAUAAGAAAUGGUUGUUAAUGCUUUAACAAAUUAGGACAGAAUUGAAAAGGCUGAAUCUAAAGAAAGAAAUGCUAUUCAUAAUGCUUUGAAUAAAUCUCAUAAAUCUUUUGUAUAAGUUAGUGAUAAUGAAAAUUAAGUUUAUGUAGAAGAAACUUUAGAUUAAACUCCUAAAAAAGAAAUUAAUUUUGCAGAUUUAUUUACAAAUGAUGGUUCAUCACCUGAUAUGGGAAAAUAAGCUCUUAUUGAAGAUUCUCCAUCUCCUCCUAUGGUUUAUAUUCAAUAAGAUGAUAAUUUAGAUUAUGUUAGAGCAAUUGAUAAAUUAGAUUUGUUAGAUGAGAAUGGUUAACCACUUUAAUUACUUCCAGAAGAAUUAUCACUUUUGGAAAUGUCUUAAUUUGAAAGUAGAUUCUAAUAAACUGAGACUCCAUAAAUGGAAUAAGCACCAAGUUGGAAUUUAGAAACUGCAUAUGAAAAGACUCCAGGUUAAAGUGAAUUAUCACCAGAAGAAUUAUAAAGACAAACUGAUCAAAUGGUUGAUAGUUUAAGAGGAGAGCUUGAAAAUGAAGAUAUUUGAUC
Messenger RNA from Paramecium pentaurelia, 775 nucleotides. The record is from the annotation of a GenBank genome assembly. Lineage: Eukaryota; Ciliophora; Oligohymenophorea; Peniculida; Parameciidae.